ACAUGCACUGACUGCUGUUUAUAUACUAACUUUGUGUACUACAACAGGAAGAAGCUUUAGCCAGACAGAUUUGAAAGUGUUUCUUUUGAAAAGACUCCCUGUGGCAGACCUUUUAAGGGGGCUGGCUUCAGAUAUGGAAAUGGACAGUAUUAACACAGAAACCCAGAUAAAUGCAUACCCAAAACAGGAAAUAAGCCAUGUUGCUCAGUCAAAUUCACAGAGUGUUUGUGAUGAAUGUCGAAGAAAACUCAGAAGUUUGUUACCGGUAAAUUAUAAAGAAGAAAUUUUAGAGCUUCUAAAACUGGCUGGACCAGUGUUUAUAUCUCAGCUGAUGAUCUUUCUGGUCAGCUUUAUCAGCACUGUGUUCUGUGGACACUUGGGGAAAACUGAACUGGCCAGUGUGGCUCUGGCUAUUGCUGUUAUUAAUGUGUCUGGCAUCUCCAUCGGUUCUGGAUUGGCAUCUGCAUGCGAUACACUCAUCUCUCAGACGUUUGGCAGUAAUAAUCUGAAGCGGGUGGGUGUAAUACUGCAGAGAGGGAUUCUCAUCCUCCUGUUGGCCUGUUUCCCCUGCUGGGCGCUGCUCAUCAACACAGAGCCCAUCCUGCUGGCUGUCCGACAGAGUCCCAGUGUGGCCAGUCUGUCACAACUCUAUGUAAAAAUAUUCAUGCCUGCUCUGCCUGCUGCCUUUAUGUAUCAGCUGCAGGGCUUGUAUCUUCAAAAUCAGGGUAUUAUUUGGCCUCAGAUCAUCACAGGAGCAGCAGGAAAUGUCCUCAAUGCUUUAAUAAACUACAUCUUCCUUCAUCUUCUUGAUUUUGGUGUGGCAGGAUCUGCUGCUGCAAAUGCAAUUUCCCAGUAUUCCUUGGCAGUGAUUCUUUAUUUGUUCAUCCGUUGUAUGGGCCUGCAUAAAGCCACCUGGGGUGGCUGGUCUCGUGACUGUUUGCAUGAAUGGGGUGCCUUCAUUUGCUUGGCUUUUCCCAGCAUGCUCAUGCUUUGUGCGGAGUGGUGGACAUACGAGAUUGGUGGAUUCCUUGCAGGACUCAUCAGUGAAGGCGAGCUCGGGGCUCAGUCUGUCGUCUAUGAACUGGCCAGCAUUAUGUACAUGUUUCCACUGGGAUUUGCAGUGGCAGCCGGUGUGAGGGUGGGAAAUGCACUUGGAGCUGGAAACACAGAACAAGCCAAGCUGUCUGCCAAACUGUCUUUAGUCUGUGGACUACUUGUGUCCUGUGUGAUUGCAACCAUAAUUGGAGCUACUAACAAUGUUAUUGGAUACAUCUUUAGCACAGAUGAGGAAAUUGUCCUCAGAGUAUCAGAGGUCAUGGUCAUGUAUGGCUUUGUUCAUCUAUUUGAUGCCACUUCUGCUAUUGCAGGUGGCAUUGUCAGAGGUGCUGGAAAGCAACUGCUUGGUGCUCUUUGUAACAUUGUGGGAUAUUAUUUUGUGGGAUUUCCAAUUGGAGUGUCCCUGAUGUUUGCUCUCAACAUGGGCAUAAUUGGUCUGUGGAUUGGGUUUUUUGCCUGUGUUUUCCUGCAGUCUUUGUUCUUCAUCAUCCUCAUUUGCAAAUUGGACUGGAAAAAAGUGACACAAGAGGCUUUAAUCAGAGCAGGUGUACAAGUCCCUGAGACCAAAGUUGAAUCUUACGCUAUAGAAAAUAAGGGCUAUACAGAAGAAGUACCACAGCAGUCCCAGCACACUGAAGAAGGCCAGACAGAUGCGAACACAGACCUCGAAGGGCUCAGUAAAAGAGAAGGAGGAAUAACAAAUGCUGUUGCACUGGUCACAGUUGGCACAGUUUUGACCACCAAACAGCUGGUUGUCCGUCGAGGACUUGCGUUUUUCUUCAUGCUGCUUAUACUAGCUGGAGGGAUUGUGUUAAAUGGGGUGCUCACUGGAUUUCUCAGAGUAUAGUAAGUUCAGGGAUUUGUAGGUAUUGAAAAUGUAAAAAAAGAAAAAAAAGAAAAAGCAAAUGUAAUAGUAUUUGAUGCAGAUGUGUUUUCUUCUCCCAUUCUGUGGUUUUAAAACAUUGCAGGGGGGAAAAAAGAAAAAAAUUAUCUUUACAACUACAGAGAUUCUGUUAGUUAAGACUUAUGUGUUAAAACAUACAUAUACAUACAUGUGUGUGUGUAUAUAUAUAUAUAUAUAUAUAUUCAUUUUUAAUAUUUUGUUGAGAAUCCUUUGCAGGCAAUGACUGCAAUAAAUCUGGAACUCAUGGACAUCACCAGAGACUGGGUUUCCUCCUUUGUGAUGCAUUGCCAGGCCUUUACUGCAGCUGACUUCAGCUGCUGUUUGUUUGUGGGUCUUUCUGCCUUUAGUUUUGUCUUCAGCAAGUAAAAUGCAUGCUCAAUCGGGUUGUGAUCAGGAGAUUGACUCUGCCAUUGCAAAAUAUUCCACUUUUUUACCUUCAAAAGCUCCUGGGUUGCUUUUGCUUUAUGUUUUGGGUCAGCGUCCAUUUGUACUAUGAAGCAUCGUCCAAUCAACUUCCUGCUCCAUUUGGCUGAAUCUGGGCAGAGAGUAUAUCCAUAUACACUUCAGAAAUAGUCUGGCUGCUUCUGUCUUCUGUCACAUCAUCAGUAAACACCAGUAACCCAGUGCCACUGGAAGCCAUGCAUGCUCAUUCCAUCACACUGCUCCACCAUGUUUCACAGAUGAUGUUGUAUGCUUUGGAUCAUGAGCUGUUCCAAGGGCCUUCUCCAUAUUUUUUUUUUUUCUUCCCGUCAUUCUGGUACAGGUUGAUCUUAAUUUCAGCCGUCCAAAGAAUGUUUUCCAGAAGUUGUCUGGCAACUUUUUAGAUGUUUUUUGGCACCUAACCUGGCCUUGUUUGCACCUUGUGGUGAACCCUCUGUAUUUGCUCUCGUGGAGUCUUCUCUUGAUUGUAGACUUUGACUGUGACACGCCUACCUCCUGGAGAGUGUUCUUCACUUGGCUGGAUGUUGUCAGAGGGUUUUUCUUUACCAUGGAGAGGAUCCUCCACCACUGGCUUUUUUUAUGUUUCUGAGCUCACCAAUGCAUUCUUUUUUUCUCAGUAUGUACCAAACUGUUGAUUUGGCCACUCCGAAUGUUCCUGCUAUCUCUCUGAUGGAUUUGUUUUUGAAGCAUUUUUGAGUAUUUGAACCCUUUCCAACCAUGACUGUAUGAUUUUGAGAUCCAUCUUUUCAUACUGAGGACAACUGAUGGGCUCAUAUGCAACUAUUACAGAAGGUUAAAAUGCUCACUGAUGCUCCAGAAGGAAAAACCAUGCAUUAAGAGCCAGGGGUGAAAACUUUUUGAAUUUGAUGAUCAGGGUAAAUUUAACUUAUUUUGUCACCUGGGGAGCAUCUAACUAUCUUCUGUAGCCUCUGAAGGUCAGUACUAAAUGAAAAAAAAAAAAAAAAAAAAAGAUGAUGAUGAUAUUUAGGCAAAAUAAGAAAAAUGUACACAUCUCCAUUCUGUUCAAAAGUUUCCACCACAACUAGGGCUGCAACAAACGAUUAUUUUGAUAAUCGAUUAAUCUAACGACUAUUAGAACGAUUAAUCGACUAAUCGUCGAUUAUUUCACUGAUUAAUCAAUAGACUUUGAUUGAUUAUUCAGCUUUUGCAAUUAGUUAAAAUAUUAAGUUAUACAUAUUCUAACAUAAAGGUCAAUUCAGCUUUAGAAAAAGCAUAUUAUGUAAUUACAAUUAUUAUACAAUUAAUUGGUAACACUUUACAAUAAGGUUCAUUGGUUAACAUUAGUUAACAUGAACUAAGAAUGAACAAUACUUCUACAGCAUUUAUUAAUAUUGGUUAAUGUUAAUUUCAGCAUUUACUAAUGCAUUUAUAAAAAUCACAAGUUGUGUUUUUUAACAUUGGUAAAUGCACUGUGAACUAACAUGAACAAACAAUGAAUAAUUAUGAAUAAUAAUUAUUAUUUUAUUAACCAACAUUAGCAAAGAUUAAUACAUGAAUUUAACAAAUGUAUUGUUCAUUCAUGUUAAUUAAUACAUUACAAUAAGGUAUCAUUUGUUAACAUUAGUUAAAGUGUUACCAAUUCAUUAUACAAAUAGAUGUAUUUGGCACACAAAACGAGACACUCUUUCACCAUUUAAUUAGCUACAUGGAAAAGUAACACACCAUUCUGCCUAACAUCUCCUUUUGUAAGUGAUAAGAAUCAAAAUAAAGGUAAGUGAUGAGAUGCUUUGGAUAAACUAUUUUAUUCAAAACAUGUCUUAAAAUAGCCUACCGUAUAGGGUUAUGAUAAUGAUUUCUGUAAAACAAACUAUCACUUUAAUUAAAUAUUUUUUCCCCACUAAUAAAAACAUUUUAUCAUUAGCUAGCUCCACACUGGAGAGCUGAUUUUUUUCAGAAAAUCAAGUUGUAAUUCUAACCGAAAGCGACACUGACUCUGGGUUUUCAUGUUUAAUACCGUAAAGCUGCUUGAUUUAAGGCUACCUAUUGCAUAAAGUACUAUAUAAAUAAACAUGAUGUUAACGGACUUUACCUGAGUACUGAACUGCAGAGCUAAUGCAAACAUCCACAUCGUUGUAAUCAGAUGCAUUUUUAACUGCUGCUGUCACACUGCUGUCAGUUUUUGUUGUUUUAAUUUUGUUACUGAGAGGAAAGCGCGCAAUAUAUAUUUACAUGUUCAUCCAAACACUGCUCAGGUUCGGGUGUGUCGUCUUCUCUUUAAUUGCAUCCAGGAGAUCUGAAUUACAGUCUUGCGCUACAGCGUCACACUGGUCAAACCGCAGUAUUGCAGGCUCUUACAUUAGGUCAUGUGAGAUCAAACGAUUACUCGACAACAAAAAUAUUUGUCGACAAUUUUUUAUUGUCGACGUUGUCGAUAAUGUCGACUAAUCGUUCCAGCCCUAGUUGGAUCUCAAAAUUAUACAGUCAUUGUUGGAAAGGGUUCAAAUACUCAAAAAUGCUGGAAAACCAAAGAAUUUAUGGGACCUGAAGGAUUUUUCUGAAGAACAGCAGGCCACAGCCAUAUCACCCUGCAGCCCAAGACCGGUUGCCCAUGGAAGCUAAGCAAGGCUGAGCCUGGUCAGUACCUGGAUGGGAGACCUCCUGGGAAAACUAGGUUGCUGUUGGGAGAGGUGUUAGUGAGGCCAGCAGGGGGUGCUCACCCUGCAGUCUGUGUGGGUCCUAACAGCCCAGUAUAGUGACGGGGACACUAUACUGUAAAAAAGCACCGUCUUUCGGAUGAGACGUUAAAACCGAGGUCCUGACUCUCUGUGGUCAUUAAAAAUCCCAUGACACUCAUCGUAAAGAGUAGGGGUGUAACCCCGGUGUCCUGGCCAAAUUCCCUCCACUGGCCCUUGUCAAUCAUGGCUUCCCAAUAAUCCCCAUCCACUUGAUUGGCUCUAUGACACUCUCUCCUCUCCACCUGUAGCUGGUGUGUGGUGAGCGCACUGGCGCCGUUGUCCUGUGGCUGCCGUCGCAUCAUCCAAGUGGAUGCUGCACACUGGUGGUGGUUGAGGAGAGACCCCCCACAUGAUUGUAAAGCGCUUUGGGUGUAUUGCAAUACACAAUAAAGCGCUAUAUAAAUGCCUCAUUCAUUCAUUCAGUUUAACUGUUCAGGACAAACAAGGGACUCAUGAACAACUAUCACUAAACAAAAAAACACAGCUGUGGAUCAUUCAGAUAAGAACGUAUUAAGAAUCAAGGGGAUGUAAACUUUUGAACGGGGCCAUUUUUAUAAAUUCAAAUAUUUUUUCUUGUGGACUAUACAGUAUGUAAACAUUUUAUGUGAAAUAUCUUAUUCAGGUCAGUACUAAAUAAACAAUAACAUGCAUUGUUAAUAUAACAAUAACAUAUAACAACAUGAUUCCUCUUAUUUUUGUAAAAUGAUUAACAUUUUGCAGAUUCUGAAAGGGGGGUGUAAGCUUUUGACCUCAACUGUAUUACUCAACUGUAUUACUGUAUUACUUCCUUGUUAACAAUGUAGCUGUUUGAUUGUACACUUAGCCAACUCCUGACCCUAAACAGACAGGCUGGUAACCCUCAUGAAAUAUUUAACCUUUAUUUCAAUAUAUUCUAUAUACAUAUAUCUCCUCUUUUGGAAUAGAAUUGGCUAGAUGGCACAGUCCUGAAACUGCUGCCUCUGAUUGUGCAAGAACAUACUAUUGAAAUAAUCACUAGAUUUGCCCCAUUAAAUGGCAUGUUUGAAUAAAAUAAAUUGUGAUUGAUC
This is a messenger RNA of Onychostoma macrolepis, 6143 nucleotides long. RefSeq names its product multidrug and toxin extrusion protein 1-like. The record is from RefSeq and is a predicted model, not a curated record. Gene Ontology annotation, biological process: xenobiotic detoxification by transmembrane export across the plasma membrane. Lineage: Eukaryota; Metazoa; Chordata; Actinopteri; Cypriniformes; Cyprinidae. Gene Ontology annotation, cellular component: membrane. The transcript is spliced from 18 exons. Gene Ontology annotation, molecular function: xenobiotic transmembrane transporter activity; antiporter activity. Bases 134 to 1903 code for a protein of 589 amino acids.